Molecule: messenger RNA, 3760 nt
Organism: Acanthochromis polyacanthus (spiny chromis)
Lineage: Eukaryota; Metazoa; Chordata; Actinopteri; Pomacentridae
Gene: lmx1bb
Product: LIM homeobox transcription factor 1, beta b
Exons: 13
Coding region: 1565-2695 (376 amino acids)
Biological process (GO): neuron differentiation; regulation of transcription by RNA polymerase II
Cellular component (GO): nucleus
Molecular function (GO): DNA-binding transcription factor activity, RNA polymerase II-specific; RNA polymerase II transcription regulatory region sequence-specific DNA binding
Source: RefSeq, a predicted model, not a curated record
AAAUGCGUGUUAGCUGUGACUCACAUUCUGCUCGUCAAAAUAACAGGGCUGACAGUGAGUAGCAGUCGGGGAGGACAAAAGAGAACAGGGAGGCAGCUCCAUCACACACAAACAGGCCCGAGUGAUGUUCAUUUUCCAGCAGAAGCAUCUUUCCAUCAGAAAGUUCGUCAUGAGCAGCGUGCAGCAAGAACGAGCAGAGCUUUGAGACACGGGAGCACUUACCCCAGACGCCCGCCCACGUCAGCACUGAGUCAGCUCUUUAACAACGUAAAGUUUCACCUCUGAAAUGCAGUGUUACUCUGACAGGUAGCUGCAGGUGAGUAAUUGGGGGAACAUUUGUUGGAGAUUUCUGUGACUAAGGUAAUUUUGGAAUAUUUUAAUGUACACCAACUUUUAUUUUUGACUGUCCAUAUGAAAAGCACAUCUUUAUUGGUUAAAUUAAAUAUUUGUUUAUCCGUCAAACCAAUCAACACCCUGCUGCUAGCACACCGCCAGAUUCGGAGGCAGAACAUCCUCUGGAAUACUGAAAUAUCACCGUCUCCUCACUGCUCAUGUGUCAUUUGCAACUAAUUAAAUUGUGAGAAAUCAUUUGCACAUUUUUUUCUGCUGUAAUUAGUAUUAGAAACUCAUGAAUAGAUUAAUGUCCCUGUUGUUAAUUAGACUCUCCUCCUGCUAAGUUUGCGAACUUGUGGAUUCUGCUAACAGUGCAGGUAUUGUUUUUUAUUUAUUUUUUCUCCCCCCCCCGACCAAAAUUCCUAAUGGCUUUUGCUAUUCACAGGUGUUUAAUGAAGCACACAGCAGAUGACAACCCUCUACGAGUGUUUGCGUUAACUCCUCUGUUCUGCUGCUGAAAUCAGAGCGACGGUCUGAGGAAUCCUCUGCAGAGGGAGCAGCUUUCACACUCCUUCAUGAAGGCCCGCUUCAGGCUCCUCAGUCAUUGCUGCUGCGUUUCCUUGAGGAUUUGGCUCAGCUGAAGUUGAACUGAACUGCAGAGCAGCACAUCAAAGCCCCACCCUCUUGUUGGAGUGCCCCACUGAGACUGCAGGAGGUUGGACGUGUGGUCUUCUCCGUACCGCCACCUUAACAAGCUCCCGGGCUGCACUCUGAGGGGAGCCGCACAUCAAAUCUGUCUUUCUGUACCUCAGCUAGAGGUAAGAUGAGUGAUCUCCCAGAGCAGGGAUCCCCUUUUCCUCCCCCACUCAGCGGCUCUCCUCCCCUCUCUCUGCCGUGGCGGCCAGCCCAUAAAUCAAUUAACUCCUUUCAAGUCAGAUCAAAGGCCCAAUACACCGUCCAGGUCUGUCCAAAACCUGCGGGACAAUUAACUCUCCCUUUGGACAGCGACCAGGCUGGACAAAUGAAGGGAGGCUGCUGCCACCGUUCACAUAUGUGCAGCUAUUCUCUCAGUGAACAGCAGAGGGCAACGCCAACAAUCUCUUCUCUGUUUACCAAACUGGGCUACAGGUCAUCGCCUUGAUGCUUCACAAAGGAUACCAGAACAACACGCAGCCAAGGUCUGGUGUCACUGGAGCGCCUCUCCGCGGGAGAACAGUCCGAGACGUGCAUCAUGCUGGACGGCAUAAAAAUUGAAGAUCAUCCCCUGCGAUCGGGACAAGCCACGCUGGGAGUCAUGCUCGGCUCUGAAUGUCAUCAUAGAUCGGUGUGUGAAGGAUGCCAGCGUCCCAUCUCCGACCGCUUCUUGAUGAGAGUCAACGAUUCCUCAUGGCACGAAGAGUGUUUGCAGUGCACCGUGUGUCAACAGCCUCUCACCACCAGCUGUUACUUCAGAGAAAGGAAACUUUACUGCAAACACGACUACCAACAGUUGUUUGCGACCAAAUGCAGCGGCUGCAUGGAGAAAAUUGCCCCCACGGAGUUUGUGAUGCGGGCUCUGGAGUGCGUCUACCACCUGAACUGCUUCUGCUGCUGCGUGUGCGACCGCCAGCUGAGGAAGGGCGACGAGUUUGUCCUGAAGGAGGGUCAGCUGCUCUGCAAGAUCGACUACGAGAGGGAAAAAGACUUACUCAGCUCCGUCAGCCCGGAUGACUCAGACUCAGAGAAAAGUGACGAUGAGGAGUUGGACAUCAAGCCAGAGAAAGGCAUAGGAAGCCAGGGGAAGGGGGAUGAUGGGAAGGAUCCAAGGAGGCCUAAAAGACCACGAACCAUUCUGACCACUCAGCAGAGACGGGCCUUCAAGGCCUCCUUUGAGGUGUCCUCAAAACCCUGCAGAAAGGUGAGGGAGACGCUGGCUGCUGAGACAGGACUCAGCGUUCGGGUGGUCCAGGUGUGGUUUCAGAACCAAAGAGCUAAGAUGAAGAAGUUGGCCAGAAGACAGCAGCAACAACAAGAACAACAGAAUUCUCAAAGACUUGGCCAAGAGGUGAUGUCUAAUCGGAUGGAGGGGAUGAUGAACUCCUUCACACCCCUGGCUCCGCCGCAGCAGCAGCUGGUCGCCAUGGAUCAGAACGGUUACAGCACAGACCCGUUCCAACAGGGGCUCACCCCCCCACAGAUGCCCGGGGACCAUAUGAACCCAUAUGGUAAUGAUUCCGCAUUCCAUGACAUAGACAGCGACACGUCUUUAACCAGCCUCAGUGACUGCUUCAUGGCGUCGUCGGAAGUCAACUCCAUGCAGGCCCGCGUGGGGAACCCCAUCGACCGCCUCUACUCCAUGCAGAACUCUUAUUUUGCAUCAUGAAAAGAGAACAGAAGGGAGAGAGAGAGAGGGGGGAAAAAAAAGACGUCAGCACAGAAUAAACUGCCCAUCUCAACCUGAAGCGCGACGGCCUGGAGUUUCUACACUAGCACAGACAUGACAGAAGAAACACCUCCUUGCAGUAGCUCCUGGUUAUGUGCGGAAGCUUACUCAAAGAUAGUAAAACCACUUGUUGUAGGACAGUGAAGAUUCCUGGGGAAAAAAAAGACUUAAAUAUUGGUAGAGAAUACUUGGUAGGAUUGCUUAUUUGUCACAGGAGAUAUUACUCUUUUCUUUGUUCACUUAAAGAAAACCAGUAGAUAUUGAAGCCACUGAUUACACACUCUCGAACCAAAUAACACAGUGAAUUUAUACAGUGCAUGAUCAAUUGUAAACUAAAACUUUUUGUAAGCCCCCCCGGUUAAGAUGUGGUGUUUGGACUGUUUCUUCGUCACACUACAUGGACUCCCAUGUUCACCGUUAGCAUUUUGAUCACUUUCCAUAGGUUUAGAUAUCGUGUUAAUAGUAAAUAGGUGCAGCAUGUCUGCAAGAGUGACUGUACAUUUGUGUAUGUAUGAGAGUUUGUGAUGAGAAAGAAUUGUUUAGAGGAGAAAAAAGUGGAGAAUUUGAUGGACAAGUAGGAUCAGUGAAGUGUAAAUAAUUUCCCCAGGCAAAUUGGAUGUGCAUGUUAAAAAUGGAAAGCAUUCUAUUUAUUUAACUAUAACAGGCUCUUGAAGGUACAUAUUAAAACUGAAAAGCUUUAUUUAAAAAGGAGAGCAUUUUUUUUUGUUGAGCAAUUAGUGAGUUCCUGAGUAUCACAACUCAUCUGUAUACCUUUUUAAUAUGAAGAUUAACCCUUUUGUUUUUGUUUGUUUUAUUUUCUUCAGCCAAGCUGUAAAUGAGCAAAGUUGCUAUUUAUUUCGUACAGACCAUAAACCUUUUGUUGUCAUUGUCAUAUGUGCAUUCUCAAAAUGUUAAAGUUGCUAAUUGACCAAAGUUGACUGGUUUGAUGAAUAAACAAUGUCUUUCUCCUGAUAACAUUAAAUAAAUACCACCAGUGACCAUUCA